CUGGCAGCACAACCCGAGAGGGAGGCGAAGCGCCAGGCUGCCGCGGCUCCAUACAUCCCCCGCGUCCCGAGGCCCUCUGAAGCCGGCGAGACAAGGACAGCCCCGCUCGCUCCACCGCUCGAGAUGAUGCCGGGUAAAACUCAGCGCAAACCCGCGCCCCAGAACCCGCCGGCGGCGGCGCCUGCAGAGUCAGCGGCAGCGAGAGAAUGUGCUGUGCAGCUGCGCAAAAUGGGUGACAAAUGGGACCUUCAGCAAAGGAUUUUGAACCUGAUCUCAAAGUUGUUCUGCCCAGGAACAUGAACAUGUUCCAGGCAAGAGCAAAGGAAAUAUGGAAAGAAAACUAGAAUUAUUUGGAAGAUCCAAUCUUGAGUCAUGAAGAGACUUCGGUGAGCUGGAGGAGAUGGAAUGUCUCCUGUGAAUUUCUGCUGCCUGUUCCCUGUCGCCAAGAGAGGCUACAGCAAUAGGAUUUCUUCAGAUAACAUUUCUGACAGUUGUGAGCAAAUGCAAACAGAGAGGGGGAAAGGGCGGCUUACUGUUUACCAACAAUGUUGAUUUACAAAAGGCUUUGGAAAAGAAAGAAUGUGGGAGAGGUGAUCUAACUCCAAGUUCAACACUCUGAUUUCCAUAGUUCUAGAAUCCAAACAUCAGCCGUUAUAUGACGUUGGGAGUUCAUGGAGUUUCAUGCACACCAUUUCUUGUAAACUUUGGACUUCUAUGCAAAUCAGUUCCUUAGCCCUUCAUAAUUAUCAUUUUCUAGAAUGAAAACUCAGGGCUUGUAAAUGAGGCAAAGGAAUGUUUUGCUUGAGUAUUGACUUUGUUGAAGUGAAGUAUGAUGUUAUAUUAAUAGGUUAUUUUCUAAUGAAUUGAACUGUAACGCUAUUAAUUGUAAGGCUGAAGCUGAUACAGUACAGGUCAGCUAUGUCACUAUAUGCCCUAUGGGUAGGGAGUUAUAUGGAUAUUUAUUUUUGUUAGAACUUUUUUCAUUAUGAAUUAGAGAGGUCAUUCACACAAUCAAAAACUGUGUUCUACCUGGGUUUUGGAGCUAUGUGUGCUUCCAAUUUUCGGUUGUGUAGAAACAAGGUAAAACCUGGAUAGAAGUGAUUGUGUGGAAGCAA
Molecule: messenger RNA, 1115 nt
Organism: Hemicordylus capensis (graceful crag lizard)
Lineage: Eukaryota; Metazoa; Chordata; Lepidosauria; Squamata; Cordylidae
Gene: PMAIP1
Product: phorbol-12-myristate-13-acetate-induced protein 1
Exons: 2
Coding region: 124-300 (58 amino acids)
Biological process (GO): release of cytochrome c from mitochondria; apoptotic process; DNA damage response
Source: RefSeq, a predicted model, not a curated record